Molecule: messenger RNA, 1638 nt
Organism: Rana temporaria (common frog)
Lineage: Eukaryota; Metazoa; Chordata; Amphibia; Anura; Ranidae
Product: transcription factor 15-like
Exons: 3
Coding region: 1-774 (257 amino acids)
Biological process (GO): developmental process; regulation of transcription by RNA polymerase II
Molecular function (GO): protein dimerization activity; RNA polymerase II transcription regulatory region sequence-specific DNA binding; DNA-binding transcription factor activity, RNA polymerase II-specific
Source: RefSeq, a predicted model, not a curated record
AUGGUCCCGGAUGGUGCCAUUGCCCCAAGCUCCAUAACUCUGAACCAACCCCACCUUUCUUGCCUUACGGAGCAACCACAUGCUCAGUCUAAAUGGAGCAACCAUUCAAAAAAUGACUUGCUGAGGUGUCAGUGGAUCAAGUGGAGUUGCUCGCUACUAACAGGUGCUGUUUGCCUGCUGUGCAUAAAAGUGAUGGGAGCCCGGGGGAUGGUGCUGCUUAUGAGGAAAGAGUCACAGGCUACAGGAGUGGACUGCAGGACCAUGAAGUGUGUGGGUGGUGGCAUUGGGCAACCUACUGACUGCAGUGGUGGCCUACUCUCUGAUGCUGAAGAUCUCGAGAGCACAAGCGACAGCUCAGAUAAAUCUCUAGGUGGAGGAGACGAUGGAGGCUACAGCUGUUUAAAUGGGGACAACAGGGGUAAAAGGAAGAGGAAGGGCAGACUGUCUGGAGUAAGCAAACAGAGACAAGCUGCCAAUGCCCGGGAGAGAGACAGAACACACAGUGUGAAUACAGCCUUCACUGCCCUCAGGACACUAAUCCCCACAGAGCCUGCAGACCGCAAGCUGUCCAAAAUAGAAACCCUGAGGCUGGCUUCCAGCUACAUUUCACAUCUAGCUAACAUCCUGCUCAUAGGAGAGGACUGCAUGGAUGAACAGCCAUGUCUCCCGUACAGAGCCUCUGUGGCCAGCUCAGCUCCCAGACCUAUCUGUACUUUCUGCCUCAGCAAUCAAAGAAAGAUACACAGAGAAGGGGAGAAGCACUUGUCUAUUUAAGGUGCAUGUGGACAUUCACUCUCAGAUGAGCAGCUUGCACAAUACUUGCACUGAAUAUAGACCUGUUCUAAAUAUACCCACUUGACACUCUUUUGUUUACAUUGAACUUAUGCAACACUACUUCUAAACGUCAAAACCCCAUCACAGUGUGCACUUUAUUUUACACUGGAACAACUUUAUUUAGGAUGCUUUGUGGCUGAAAUCUAACUCAGAAUGGAAAGCUGCACCUGGUGUUGUUGCUAUUUUUUGCGCAAGAAAUGUUAAACCCAAGCCUGAUACCAACGGUGGUUAAACCAACGACACAUGAUGAAACACGAUCCUGGACACGCAAUGCUUCGAUCAGAGCGUGUUGUCAUAACACACUUUCACCUGUGCUUCUCAACACCAGCCUCCUUUCCAGUUCUUAUCUUCAGACUUAUGUACGAUGACAUGUAGUACAGGCCAAAUAAGGAUGCCAGUUGUUGUUGGGACAUCAUUUGUAUUUUCUACUGAAGCACAGCUAAAUUCUCAUCACUCCCUUGUUCAGCUACAUCACUUCUUUUGCUCAAGUGAACCUGGGCAAGAUUAUUUCAUUUAUAAAGACAAUCGGCACUUUAAAUCACUUAGGCCUAAUUUAUUUGAUACAAAUGCCAGUGCUAAAAUCAGGAACAGACAAAUAUUAUAUUGGUAGAAUUUGUGAGUUUGAUGUCUCAGUACCAUUGAAAAUAAACCCAUAGAUUUUUAUUUACUGAAGGCAAGUAGACUGUUCACUUUGCAAACACAAAUUUCUAUCUUCAAAUCUCUCACUUAUAAGUACACAAUGGGGUUUAUUUACUAUCGCUGGAGAGUGCAAAAUCAGGCUCACUUCUACAUAGAAACCAAUGA